Molecule: messenger RNA, 3305 nt
Organism: Hemibagrus wyckioides
Lineage: Eukaryota; Metazoa; Chordata; Actinopteri; Siluriformes; Bagridae
Gene: copb1
Product: COPI coat complex subunit beta 1
Exons: 23
Coding region: 181-3102 (973 amino acids)
Biological process (GO): intracellular protein transport; intra-Golgi vesicle-mediated transport; endoplasmic reticulum to Golgi vesicle-mediated transport
Cellular component (GO): cytoplasm; COPI vesicle coat
Molecular function (GO): structural molecule activity
Source: RefSeq, a predicted model, not a curated record
UCGUGUCGCUUGCCGUAGUGUGGGCGUGGCUAGCUUGCUGUGGUUCCACGUCACUCCAUAGAUUCAGACUCCAUCAUCGGACACGGAUAUAGUCAAAAAGCGUUGACAGAAACUUGAAGGGAAUCGCAUUACUCAUUUCAGCCUGCUGUCUGCUGAAGGGACGAGGAUCUGUCCAGCACCAUGACCGCUGCGGAGAACGUGUGUUACACCCUGAUCAACGUCCCGAGUGACUCUGAGCCUCCGUCAGAAGUCAGCCUUAAAGCUGAUCUAGAAAAGGGGGAGAUAAAAGCCAAGACGGAGGCCUUGAAGAAAGUCAUCAUCAUGAUCCUGAACGGCGAGAAGCUGCCCGGUCUGCUGAUGACCAUCAUCCGCUUUGUGCUUCCUCUUCAGGACCACACCAUCAAAAAGCUGCUCCUGGUCUUCUGGGAGAUUGUCCCUAAAACCACUCCUGAUGGGAAACUGCUUCAGGAGAUGAUCCUGGUGUGUGAUGCCUAUAGGAAGGACCUUCAGCAUCCGAAUGAGUUUAUCCGUGGAUCCACACUGCGCUUCCUGUGUAAGCUGAAGGAGGCGGAGCUUCUGGAGCCAUUGAUGCCGGCCAUCCGUGCCUGUCUGGAACAUCGCCACAGUUAUGUCCGGCGCAACGCCGUCCUCGCCAUCUACACCAUCUACAGAAAUUUUGAACAUUUAAUCCCUGAUGCUCCAGAGCUGAUCCACGACUUUCUUGUGAAUGAGAAAGAUGCGAGUUGUAAAAGAAAUGCGUUCAUGAUGCUGAUCCACGCUGAUCAGGACAGAGCUCUGGAUUAUCUCAGCACGUGUAUUGAUCAGGUUCACACGUUCGGAGACAUUCUUCAGCUGGUGAUCGUUGAACUGAUCUACAAGGUGUGUCAUGCUAACCCAUCAGAGCGAGCUCGCUUCAUCCGCUGCAUCUACAACCUGCUGCAGUCGUCCAGUCCAGCUGUGAAAUAUGAAGCUGCUGGAACUCUGGUCACUCUGUCCAGUGCACCGACUGCCAUCAAGGCUGCGGCUCAGUGUUAUAUUGACCUGAUCAUUAAGGAGAGUGACAAUAACGUGAAGCUGAUCGUACUGGACCGCCUGAUCGAGCUGAAGGAGCAUCCCACUCACGAGCGCGUGCUGCAGGACCUGGUGAUGGACAUACUAAGAGUUCUGACCACUCCUGACCUGGAGGUGCGCAAGAAGACGCUGCAACUGGCGCUGGACCUGGUGUCGUCUCGUAAUGUGGAGGAGUUGGUCAUUGUGCUGAAGAAGGAAGUGAUAAAGACCAACAAUGUGACUGAACAUGAGGACACUGAUAAAUACCGGCAGCUGUUGGUGAGAACUCUCCACUCCUGCAGUGUCCGCUUCCCUGACAUGGCUGCGAACGUCAUCCCUGUGCUGAUGGAGUUCCUCAGUGACACUAACGAAGCAGCUGCUGCUGAUGUGCUGGAGUUUGUGCGUGAAGCUAUACAGAGGUUCGACUCGCUCCGAGCGCUCAUCAUAGAGAAAAUGCUGGAAGUUUUUCACGCCAUUAAAACAGUCAAGAUUUACAGAGGAGCACUGUGGAUUCUAGGAGAGUACUGCAGCACCAAAGAGGACAUCCAAAGUGUGAUGACUGAAGUGCGGCGGUCACUUGGAGAGAUCCCCAUAGUAGAGAAUGAGAUAAAGAAGGAGGCGGGGGAGCUGAAGGUGGAGGAGGAGGUGAGCGCAGCACCUGUACAGAAGCUGGUCACUGAAAUGGGAACCUAUGCCACUCAGAGCGCUCUCAGCUCAAACAGACCCUCUAAGAAAGAAGAGGACAGACCUCCUCUGAGGGGUUUCCUGCUGGAUGGGGAUUUCUACGUCGCAGCGUCUCUCGCCACCACACUGACUAAAAUAGCGCUGCGCUAUAUCGCCAUUGUUGCAGACAAGAAGAAGCAAAACUCAUUUGUAGCUGAAGCCAUGCUGAUCAUGGCCACCGUCCUACACCUGGGGAAAUCCUCACUGCCCAAGAAGCCGAUCACAGACGAUGAUGUGGAGCGACUCUCUCUGUGCUUAAAGGUUCUGGCCGAGUCCUCUCACGAGUCACUAAUGAGCGACAUCUUCAACAAGGAGUGCCGCAGGUCCCUGUCUCACAUGCUGACCGUCCGGCUGGAGGAGGAGAAACUGUCUCAGAAGAAAGAAUCAGAGAAGCGUAAUGUGACGGUGCAGGCCGACGACCCCAUCUCCUUCAUGCAGCUCACAGCCAAGAACGAGACCAGCUCCAAAGAAGACCAGUUCCAGCUCAGUCUGCUAGCCGCUAUGGGCAACACGCAGAGGAAGGAAGCGUCCGAUCCACUCGCCUCCAAACUCAACAAGGUAACGCAGCUGACUGGUUUCUCAGAUCCAGUGUAUGCUGAAGCUUAUGUUCACGUUAACCAGUAUGACAUUGUGCUGGACGUGCUGGUGGUCAACCAAACAAGUGACACCCUCCAGAACUGCACUUUGGAACUGGCCACACUGGGUGACCUGAAGCUGGUGGAGAAGCCGUCUCCUCUCACUCUCGCUCCUCAUGACUUUGCCAACAUCAAGGCCAACGUCAAAGUGGCUUCCACAGAAAAUGGCAUCAUAUUCGGGAAUAUUGUGUAUAAUGUGUGUGUGUGUGUGUGUGUUUGUGUGUGUGUGUGGUGUUUUGCAGUGUAUGACGUGUCAGGAGCAGCCAGUGACAGGAACUGUGUGGUUCUCAGUGACAUCCACAUUGACAUCAUGGACUACAUCCAGCCUGCUUCGUGCACAGAUGCUGAGUUCAGGCAGAUGUGGGCCGAGUUUGAGUGGGAGAACAAGGUUACGGUGAACACCAACAUCACCGAGCUGAAUGAAUAUCUUCAGCAUAUUCUCAGCUCCACCAACAUGAAGUGUUUAACUCCAGAGAAGGCUCUCUCUGGUGUUUGUGGUUUCAUGGCUGCCAACCUGUAUGCUCGCUCCAUCUUUGGUGAGGAUGCUCUGGCUAACGUGAGCAUCGAGAAACCCAUCCAUCUCGGACCUGAGGCUCCGGUCAAUGGCCAUAUUCGCAUCCGUGCUAAGAGCCAGGGCAUGGCCUUGAGUCUGGGAGAUAAGAUUAAUCUGUCUCAGAAGAAGACCAUCUCAUAAAGCUUAAAGCCCUCAGUAGGCGAUGUUCGGCUUGUUCUUCUUUACUUCAUUUUUCCUUUAUCACUCCGUUUCACUUGUGUUCACAUCAUUGCUGUGACUGGAAUAAAACCAGUAAGAAAUGUGUGGUAUUUCAUCCAAAUAAAACUCUUAAUGUAUCUUCAUUUAUCUGUAAUAUGUACCAAUAAAUAUCACCAGACCAUCAA